Molecule: messenger RNA, 7623 nt
Organism: Homo sapiens (human)
Lineage: Eukaryota; Metazoa; Chordata; Mammalia; Primates; Hominidae
Gene: INF2
Product: inverted formin 2
Exons: 23
Coding region: 132-3881 (1249 amino acids)
Biological process (GO): actin cytoskeleton organization
Cellular component (GO): perinuclear region of cytoplasm
Molecular function (GO): actin binding; small GTPase binding
Source: RefSeq, marked reviewed
GCCAGGAGCCACCGUCCGAGCCUUGCGGAGCGCGGCAGUGGGCGCCGGCUGCCCGCAGCCCCUGACCCGGCCCCGGACGGAGCGCCGGCCGCACCACCGCCCUCUGGCCGUUGCCUCACCGGCUCGGCAAGAUGUCGGUGAAGGAGGGCGCACAGCGCAAGUGGGCAGCGCUGAAGGAGAAGCUGGGGCCACAGGAUUCGGACCCCACGGAGGCCAACCUGGAGAGCGCGGACCCCGAGCUGUGCAUCCGGCUGCUCCAGAUGCCCUCUGUGGUCAACUACUCCGGCCUGCGCAAGCGCCUGGAGGGCAGCGACGGCGGCUGGAUGGUGCAGUUCCUGGAGCAGAGCGGCCUGGACCUGCUGCUGGAGGCGCUGGCGCGGCUGUCGGGCCGCGGCGUUGCACGUAUCUCCGACGCCCUGCUGCAGCUCACCUGCGUCAGCUGCGUGCGCGCCGUCAUGAACUCGCGGCAGGGCAUCGAGUACAUCCUCAGCAACCAGGGCUACGUGCGCCAGCUCUCCCAGGCCCUGGACACAUCCAACGUGAUGGUGAAGAAGCAGGUGUUUGAGCUACUGGCUGCCCUGUGCAUCUACUCUCCCGAGGGCCACGUGCUGACCCUGGACGCCCUGGACCACUACAAGACGGUGUGCAGCCAGCAGUACCGCUUCAGCAUUGUCAUGAACGAGCUCUCCGGCAGCGACAACGUGCCCUACGUGGUCACCCUGCUUAGCGUGAUCAACGCCGUCAUCUUGGGCCCCGAGGACCUGCGCGCGCGCACCCAGCUGCGGAACGAGUUUAUCGGGCUGCAGCUGCUGGACGUCCUGGCUCGCCUGCGAGACCUGGAGGAUGCCGACCUGCUGAUCCAGCUGGAGGCUUUCGAGGAGGCUAAGGCCGAGGACGAGGAGGAGCUGCUGCGAGUCUCUGGCGGGGUCGACAUGAGCAGCCACCAGGAGGUCUUUGCCUCCCUGUUCCACAAGGUGAGCUGCUCCCCGGUGUCUGCCCAGCUCCUGUCGGUGCUGCAGGGCCUCCUGCACCUGGAGCCCACCCUCCGCUCCAGCCAGCUGCUCUGGGAGGCCCUGGAGAGCCUCGUGAACCGGGCCGUGCUCCUGGCCAGCGAUGCCCAGGAAUGCACCCUGGAGGAAGUGGUUGAGCGGCUCCUGUCUGUCAAGGGGCGACCCAGACCGAGCCCCCUGGUCAAGGCCCAUAAAAGCGUCCAGGCCAACCUAGACCAGAGCCAGAGGGGCAGCUCCCCGCAAAACACUACAACCCCCAAGCCCAGCGUGGAGGGCCAGCAGCCAGCAGCAGCUGCUGCCUGCGAGCCCGUGGACCACGCCCAGAGUGAGAGCAUCCUGAAAGUUUCGCAGCCCAGAGCCCUGGAGCAGCAGGCGUCCACCCCACCCCCACCCCCACCCCCACCCCUGCUCCCUGGUUCCAGUGCCGAGCCCCCUCCCCCUCCCCCACCACCCCCCCUGCCCAGUGUGGGGGCUAAGGCCCUCCCAACAGCACCCCCGCCCCCACCCCUGCCAGGCCUGGGGGCCAUGGCCCCCCCAGCACCUCCUCUACCACCACCCCUGCCAGGCUCCUGUGAGUUCCUGCCCCCACCACCUCCACCACUCCCGGGCUUGGGAUGCCCGCCCCCACCCCCACCCCUGCUGCCUGGUAUGGGCUGGGGCCCUCCUCCACCCCCACCUCCACUACUGCCCUGCACCUGCAGCCCCCCCGUGGCGGGAGGCAUGGAGGAGGUCAUCGUGGCCCAGGUGGACCAUGGCUUGGGCUCAGCAUGGGUCCCCAGCCAUCGGCGGGUGAACCCACCCACACUGCGCAUGAAGAAGCUGAACUGGCAGAAGCUGCCAUCCAACGUGGCACGUGAGCACAACUCUAUGUGGGCGUCCCUGAGCAGCCCCGACGCCGAGGCUGUGGAGCCCGACUUCUCCAGCAUCGAGCGACUAUUCUCCUUCCCUGCAGCCAAGCCCAAGGAGCCCACCAUGGUGGCCCCCCGGGCCAGGAAGGAGCCCAAGGAGAUCACUUUCCUCGAUGCCAAGAAGAGCCUGAACCUCAACAUCUUCCUGAAGCAAUUUAAGUGCUCCAACGAGGAGGUCGCUGCUAUGAUCCGGGCUGGAGAUACCACCAAGUUUGAUGUGGAGGUUCUCAAACAACUCCUUAAGCUCCUUCCCGAGAAGCACGAGAUUGAAAACCUGCGGGCAUUCACAGAGGAGCGAGCCAAGCUGGCCAGCGCCGACCACUUCUACCUCCUCCUGCUGGCCAUUCCCUGCUACCAGCUGCGAAUCGAGUGCAUGCUGCUGUGUGAGGGCGCGGCCGCCGUGCUGGACAUGGUGCGGCCCAAGGCCCAGCUGGUGCUGGCUGCCUGCGAAAGCCUGCUCACCAGCCGCCAGCUGCCCAUCUUCUGCCAGCUGAUCCUGAGAAUUGGGAACUUCCUCAACUACGGCAGCCACACCGGUGACGCCGACGGCUUCAAGAUCAGCACAUUGCUGAAGCUCACGGAGACCAAGUCCCAGCAGAACCGCGUGACGCUGCUGCACCACGUGCUGGAGGAAGCGGAAAAGAGCCACCCCGACCUCCUGCAGCUGCCCCGGGACCUGGAACAGCCCUCGCAAGCAGCAGGGAUCAACCUGGAGAUCAUCCGCUCAGAGGCCAGCUCCAACCUGAAGAAGCUUCUGGAGACCGAGCGGAAGGUGUCUGCCUCCGUGGCCGAGGUCCAGGAGCAGUACACCGAGCGCCUCCAGGCCAGCAUCUCGGCCUUCCGGGCACUGGAUGAGCUGUUUGAGGCCAUCGAGCAGAAGCAACGGGAGCUGGCCGACUACCUGUGUGAGGACGCCCAGCAGCUGUCCCUGGAGGACACGUUCAGCACCAUGAAGGCUUUCCGGGACCUUUUCCUCCGCGCCCUGAAGGAGAACAAGGACCGGAAGGAGCAGGCGGCGAAGGCAGAGAGGAGGAAGCAGCAGCUGGCGGAGGAGGAGGCGCGGCGGCCUCGGGGAGAGGACGGGAAGCCUGUCAGGAAGGGGCCCGGGAAGCAGGAGGAGGUGUGUGUCAUCGAUGCCCUGCUGGCUGACAUCAGGAAGGGCUUCCAGCUGCGGAAGACAGCCCGGGGCCGCGGGGACACCGACGGGGGCAGCAAGGCAGCCUCCAUGGAUCCCCCAAGAGCCACAGAGCCUGUGGCCACCAGUAACCCUGCAGGAGAUCCCGUGGGCAGCACGCGCUGUCCCGCCUCUGAGCCCGGCCUUGAUGCUACAACAGCCAGCGAGUCCCGGGGCUGGGACCUUGUAGACGCCGUGACCCCCGGCCCUCAGCCCACCCUGGAGCAGUUGGAGGAGGGUGGUCCACGGCCCCUGGAGAGGCGUUCUUCCUGGUAUGUGGAUGCCAGCGAUGUCCUAACCACUGAGGAUCCCCAGUGCCCCCAGCCCUUGGAGGGGGCCUGGCCGGUGACUCUGGGAGAUGCUCAGGCCCUGAAGCCCCUCAAGUUCUCCAGCAACCAGCCCCCUGCAGCCGGAAGUUCAAGGCAAGAUGCCAAGGAUCCCACGUCCUUGCUGGGCGUCCUCCAGGCCGAGGCCGACAGCACAAGUGAGGGGCUGGAGGACGCUGUCCACAGCCGUGGUGCCAGACCCCCUGCAGCAGGCCCAGGUGGGGAUGAGGACGAGGACGAGGAGGACACGGCCCCAGAGUCCGCACUGGACACAUCCCUGGACAAGUCCUUCUCCGAGGAUGCGGUGACCGACUCCUCGGGGUCGGGCACACUCCCCAGGGCCCGGGGCCGGGCCUCAAAGGGGACCGGGAAGCGAAGGAAGAAGCGUCCCUCCAGGAGCCAGGAAGAGGUUCCCCCUGAUUCUGAUGAUAAUAAAACAAAGAAACUGUGUGUGAUCCAGUAAGGCCUCAGGCCCAGGCCCAAGGCCAAGUGAGAGAGCCCAGGCCACAGGACAUGCUGCCAUUCUGCCAAGAGAGGCUCUUCUGGGGGCCAGGCUGGGACUGGGCCCCGGAAACCAAAACUCCGUGCCUUACCCAGCCGGGGCCCUCCUGGAGCCUUCUUGGGGUGUUGUGGCUGGGAACCCGACAGGCACCAGUGCCCUGCCAGGCCUGGUGCCCUCCUGGACCGCCUGCACGUGCCAGCCUCCCACCUGCUUCCUAAAGGCAACCCUGGCCCACACCCGCAUGCGCCCGGUGCAGCCUGCCAAGGGCCAGUCGGGGGGUGCUGCGUCCUGCCAGUGUCCACCACAGCUCUGCCUGCCCUUCAGCCCAGCAAGGUUUAAUCAAAAUGCAAUGCUUUGCAAGUCUUUACUGCUUGGAGGUGGCUGAGUUGGGGGCCCUGGGCAGGGGUAAGCUGGCAGGCAGUGCCAUGGCAGGCCAGGGUCCCCUCCCAUGGGGUCUGGCCCCCGUUCCAGCAUGUCCAGCCCCUGAAGUUGGAGUGGGGGGCGGUCUGCCUUUGCUGCCACUGCCAGGCCUCUGCCCUGCAGCUGAAACUUGGCCAUCACAUCAACAGAAAACCCCUCCCAGUGCCAGCUGCCCAGCGUGGGCAGGCCCUGGGGACAAUACAGGUCCACCUGAGGGGCUGCAGGGUGACACCCAGCAGCCGCUGCCCCCUCACUGCCCACCCAGCGAGGGCAGCCUACCCGAGCCUGCCCCCUGCCAGGUGUGUGCCCUGAGGCUGGCGGCUGGAUGCGUGGCCAAUAAAAAGCAGACCUAGCCCGGUGUGCGACUGUCGUGUUCAGAGGCUGCGGGAGUGGGCGGUGGACGUGGGCUCCCACAAACAUGGUGAGCGCUGGACAGGCCCCGUGUGAACACUCACUGUUGAGGGGCCCCCAGGCCCCGUGUGAACACUCACUGUUGAGGGGUCCCUGGGCCCCCAGGCACCGUGUGAGCAUUCACUGUUGAGGGUCCCCCAGUCCCCCAGGCCAGGGGCUGUCCCUGGAGCCCUCAGGAGGCAGUAAGAAACAUCUAGAAGAGGGCAGACCCAGUGGUGAACCGCAUCCAACAGUGGUGAGAUGGGUGCAGCUCUACAGGGGCGUAAUUUACAAACCACCAGACUCCCUGGUUAUGUGUGUGCUGCGGUGGUGUUUGCUCUCCAGCAGAUCAAGUUUGUGCAAUGAUCCAUUUUGAGAAUCUCUCCGUCACCCCAAGAAGUCCUCUCGCACCCAUCAGUCCGACCCCUUCCCCGUGCUCCUCCCCAGCCCUGGCAGCCACUCACCUGCACUCCAGACGCUCCAGAUGUCAUGCAUGUCUCCUGGCUUCCUUCGGCUGUUUUCACGCGCCAUCCUCACGGCAGGCUGUAUCAGGACUUCAUUCCAUUUCAUGGCUGAAGCACAUUCCAUUGCAUGCAGGGACCACAUUUUGUUUGUCUGCUCUUCUGUCCAUGGACAUCUGGGUUGCUUCCAGUUUGGGGCUUCUGUGAAUCCUGCUGCUGUGGACAUUUGCGUAGUCCUCGUGUGGAUGCUGCUGUGGACGUCUGCGUCGUCCUCGUGUGGAUGCUGCUGUGGACGUCUGCGUCGUCCUCGUGUGGAUGCUGCUGUGGACGUCUGCGUAGUCUCGUGUGGAUGCUGCUGUGGACGUCUGCGUCGUCCUCGUGUGGAUGCUGCUGUGGACAUCUGCGUAGUCUCGUGUGGAUGCUGCUGUGAACGUCUGCGUAGUCUCGUGUGGAUGCUGCUGUGGACGUCUGCGUAGUCUCGUGUGGAUGCUGCUGUGCACGUCUGCGUCGUCCUCGUGUGGAUGCUGCUGUGGACGUCUGCGUCGUCCUCGUGUGGAUGCUGCUGUGGACGUCUGCGUCGUCCUCGUGUGGAUGCUGCUGUGGACGUCUGCGUCGUCUCGUGUGGAUGCUGCUGUGGACGUCUGCGUCGUCUCGUGUGGAUGCUGCUGUGGACGUCUGCGUCGUCUCGUGUGGAUGCUGCUGUGGACGUCUGCGUCGUCCUCGUGUGGAUGCUGCUGUGGACGUCUGCGUCGUCUCGUGUGGAUGCUGCUGUGGACGUCUGCGUCGUCCUCGUGUGGAUGCUGCUGUGGACGUCUGCGUCGUCCUCGUGUGGAUGCUGCUGUGGACGUCUGCGUCGUCCUCGUGUGGAUGCUGCUGUGGACGUCUGCGUCGUCCUCCUGUGGAUGCUGCUGUGGACGUCUGCGUCGUCCUCGUGUGGAUGCUGCUGUGGACGUCUGCGUAGUCUCGUGUGGAUGCUGCUGUGGACGUCUGCGUAGUCUCGUGUGGAUGCUGCUGUGGACGUCUGCGUCGUCCUCGAUGCUGCUGUGGACGUCUGCGUCGUCCUCGUGUGGAUGCUGCUAUGGACGUCUGCGUAGUCUCGUGUGGAUGCUGCUGUGGACGUCUGCGUCGUCCUCGUGUGGAUGCUGCUGUGGACGUCUGCGUAGUCUCGUGUGGAUGCUGCUGUGGACGUCUGCGUAGUCUCGUGUGGAUGCUGCUGUGGACGUCUGCGUCGUCCUCGUGUGGAUGCUGCUGUGGACGUCUGCGUAGUCUCGUGUGGAUGCUGCUGUGGACGUCUGCGUCGUCCUCGUGUGGAUGCUGCUGUGGACGUCUGUGUAGUCUCAUGUGGAUGCUGCGAGUUUUCGUUGCUCUGGGGUAGAUUCGUAGCGGAGGAACAACUGGGCGACACGCUAAGUUUAUGUUUAACUUUUUAAGUAACUGCCUAACUGUUUUCCAAAGCAGCUGCACCAUUUUUCAUUCCCAUCCAUGCUAUUGUUUUUCAGUUAAAUAGCUCCACUCCUCCCCCUCCCCACCCUCCACAGAACUGCCAGUAAAACUGGACUAUGGAGUAUUGGGUGGGGUCACCUACAAGGUCAUCUGCAGCAAGUGAGACCAUCGCCCCUCCUGCCUGGAGAGGUGGGACUGGGGACCCUGUGACAGGAGGAGCUGCCCUUCCUGGAGCCUGGUUUUUCUUUUUCCUCUGUGCUCCAUGAGAAGUCAGUUUAGUGGGCUACAGCCAGCAAAGGAACCAAAACCAACAGGAGCUCUGGGGGUGCCUUGCAUGGCGAGGCUCCGUGGCUGCACGCGUGUAUGCAGGUGGCUGUGGGUGUCUGUGUGUCCUGGGCCACUGUGUGCGAUGGUCCCACUGGGAGGUGUGGCCCCCAAAGAGUGGAACCCACAGGUGGACACACCCAUGCACCCUCGUUCUUGCCCAAGGUCACACAUCGAGACAGCAGGGCCCAGAUGGAUGGCCCCAAGCUCGGUGGCUCCCGUGCUGCCCACACCUGGGGACAGGCCCACUGUGGGGGGUAAGGGGUGGAGGUGUUCUAAUUCGGGCUGAGCCGUGUGACUGGCAGGGGCCCCAGCUGUUGGGCCUGGGCAGGACUGUUUUUAGAAAAGCCCCAACUCCCUGCCCCUACCCGGGCCCGUGGCUAUUUAUAGUCCGGGCCUGGAGAAGUCAGUGAGUCACUAGCGUUCGCCUCUGCAGGGUCAGUCCAAGCCCCCUUAGUGAGGUGGUCUAGCAUGUCCCCCAGUCCCCCAAGCCUCUAUCUGACAUCUGCUAGCCCAGAGCCCCAGGGGUCCCCAGGAAGGGCUCAGAGCUGGUGGCCCCCCCCAGGCCUUGGCAGCACCUCCUUGUCUGAUGGGACUUUGUGGUUCCUGGUGGACAUUUAACAUUGUCGGUUUCUCUCAUCUGGAAACAAACCUCCAUGACGCUC